GAAAAAAGUGGUUAGCUGUUAGCGCAUUUCAAGAUGUCGGCUGCCAAAUAUUUAAUAUGCAUUGCGGCAGUUAUUGGAUUGAUUUGUGAGUCGAUUAUUCUUUGCGAUGCCGGCACCGCGUCGUUAAGUAGUGCAAAAAGAGUAAAAGACAGUGCUACGUUAAAGACGAUCUUGAGAACCGUUCAGAAUUUCAUGAUCGGUGUACUAGAUAGGCUACAAUCUCUAUUUACAAAAAAUCCCGACACAGUGAACUCCCUCGUCGAAAUACUCGAUAGUUUUGUUUCCAAGUUUACACGUGUCUUGAAAGUUAUGACAAACAGGUUACCCCCCGGCAUGGGCAAUAUUCAGAAACCACUGAACACUUUUAUUGCCGUAAUCGGAGCUAUAAUGGCACCAGUAAAAACCCUUGUUUCUAUGGCUACGAUGUUUCCAGAUUUGGUCUUUGGAGCACCCAAAGGCGUUAUCGCUACGGCCUUUGAGAGUUUGAUGAACUUCGUAUAAAUAUCAUCCUUUACUGAAAGUACUGAAGAGACUACACACUUAAGC
Messenger RNA from Sitophilus oryzae (rice weevil), 546 nucleotides. RefSeq lists its product as uncharacterized. Lineage: Eukaryota; Metazoa; Arthropoda; Insecta; Coleoptera; Curculionidae. The transcript has 2 exons. The coding region runs from base 34 to 501 and encodes 155 amino acids. The record is from RefSeq and is a predicted model, not a curated record.